Anopheles arabiensis is the source of this 1880-nucleotide messenger RNA. RefSeq names its product protein piccolo-like. NCBI's taxonomy places the organism in Eukaryota, Metazoa, Arthropoda, Insecta, Diptera, Culicidae. The transcript has 13 exons. The record is from RefSeq and is a predicted model, not a curated record. The coding region runs from base 181 to 1734 and encodes 517 amino acids.
CACCAGUGUCAAAAUUCAGGCUCACCCGAGUGUCAUCUGAGCCCUCACUGUGAGUGUGGAGUGAGUGUGGAAAAACAGUCCAAAUUGACAUUCAUAACGAAGGGCGGGGGAGCGCUUGCUGUCAAAAAUGUGGGUGAAAGAAGCCCUAUUUGACUGUGGAUCGUUUGGCUAAAAAAAAAUAUGGAAAACAAAAACAAAAACGUAAGCAUCGUAGACGAAAAUGGGAAUCCUGGUAAGCGGCCCUUAAGCAUGCUAAGAAAUUUUGAAGAAGAAGAAGAAACAACACUUGAUUCUGGAAACGCUAAAAAGCAGCAAAAAGAGCAACCAUCUGGGACAAUGAAGAAUUAUAUUGUUUUUCCAAAUGGACAAAAACUAGAAAUUCGUGGCACUAUUUGUGGUGCUGUCAAUCUGGAUCAAACUGUAUGUGCGAAACCAUUAGAUGCUAAUCCGAGCUCCACACAAACACAGCAAACUAUUUUUUUAAAAACUGCUGGAGCUACUCCAUGUACUAGCAAACCUGUACAACAGCCAUUAGAUGUUAAAAAGUCUGCUGGAAAACCAGAUCCCGUCACACAUACACAGCAAACUAUUUUUUUAAAGACUGCUGGAGCUACUCCAAGUACUAGCAAACCUGUACAACAGCCAUUAGAUGUUAAAAAGUCUGCUGGAAAGCCACAUCCCGUUACACAAACACAGCAAACUAUUUUUUUAAAGACUGCUGGAGCUACUCCAAGUACUAGCAAACCUGUACAACAGCCAUUAGAUGUUAAAAAGUCUGCUGGAAAGCCACAUCCCGUUACACAUACACAGCAAACUAUUUUUUUAAAGACUGCUGGAGCUACUCCAAGUACUAGCAAACCUGUACAACAGCCAUUAGAUGUUAAAAAGUCUGCUGGAAAGCCACAUCCCGUUACACAUACACAGCAAACUAUUUUUUUAAAGACUGCUGGAGCUACUCCAAGUACUAGCAAACCUGUACAACAGCCAUUAGAUGUUAAAAAGUCUGCUGGAAAACCAGGUCCCGUCACACAAACACAGCAAACUAUUUUUUCAAAGACUGCUGGAGCUACGCCGAGUCCGAGCAAACCGAGUCUGCAAGAACAACCGAUGGUUAAUACCGAACUAUCUGGUGGUUUGCUUGAUCCCGACGAUACUCCAUUCUUAAUCACCAAGAACAUAUUACGACAGCUUAUUCGUGAUGAAGUUACUAGCGUACUCCAGGAACAAAGGGAUAGUUUCAUGGAACCAAUGUUUCGACGCAUGGCCGGAAUGGAAGCGACUUUUGCUUCACUGUAUAAUCAAAUCUCGUCACAGACCAAUCAAACGAAUGUUGAUCCAAAAGUGUUGGAAAAUUUCGAGUUUGAUACCAUCGACAGUGGCGAAGCAUUGACUGAACUUGACGAGCGACUUAAAAACGAUGAUCAGUAUAAAAAUACGUUUGUUGCAUGGGUUCAAAGGUACAUUAACGUUCCAAUAAGUACAAAAAGGAUGUCGAAACUGCUCAAAGCGUUAUUUACACCCAAAUUUCUUUGCCUUCUGACAUGGAGUGGAAGAGGAAAAAGAGCAAUGUACACUCUGUCAAAUUAUAAAGGAAUAAUAGACUUGUUUAAAACUGUAGGAAGUACUGAACUUUCCAAAGUAGGGGACCGUGAAGUUGCAGAUUUCUUCAUCCUUAAAUUGAGAUACGCUACAUACUAUCUAAGCCGGCAGGAAUGCAACCAAACAAAUCGUUGAGGAAUCUUUAUGUUUAAUUGAGGUUUAAAAGCCUUUGACUUUACACUUCAUUGAAUUUCGCCUCUUAAUUCAUGUGAUAUCUUAGAACUCUUAUAUAUACAAUACAAUGCAGUACAAAAUAAAUGAAAUCGAUGUUUUGUUAACAA